Molecule: messenger RNA, 1178 nt
Organism: Anopheles darlingi
Lineage: Eukaryota; Metazoa; Arthropoda; Insecta; Diptera; Culicidae
Product: CD109 antigen-like
Exons: 4
Coding region: 24-1178 (384 amino acids)
Molecular function (GO): endopeptidase inhibitor activity
Source: RefSeq, a predicted model, not a curated record
ACAUCAAGUGUGCACCUCCAACAAUGUGGUCAGCGAUGAAGUAUUGCUUGUGCAUUGUGCUGCUGUGUCUUACUUUAGAAAAUUUCUGGUUAUCUUUUGCUUAUUUACGGUUGUACCGUGCGUGGAUUUUCGCCCCUAAAUUUAUUCAAGCUAAUCGAGAUUACACAAUGGUGAUAAGUAACGUCCUUGUAAAAAAUAACAGCGAAUAUCUGGUAAGCCUUCGAAUAAAAGGAACGGACUGGGAGGGCCGUACCACGCUCAAUCUCACAAAAGCAGUACACUUGAAGCCGGAUACGCAACAGAUGAUAGCCCUUAAAAUUCCAAGCAACAUAACUGACGGAGAAUACUAUAUCACAAUCGAAGGAAAUAGAAUUGAUUCGUCAUUUCGUCUUGAAUAUCUUAGCUCCCAUUUGACUGGGUUGAUACAACUCAAUCAGCCCGUAAUUAUACCAGGAGAUAAGCUGAAGUUUCGAGUGAUCGUGGUCGAUGGCGAUCUGAAACCAGUUAAGUCACAUGAAACAACAGUGUCCGUAUACAUACGAGAUCCUCACAACCAAGUGAUACGAGAAUGGACCAAUAUCAGCCUCUAUAGCGGAGUGUUUGAAGGUCAAAUGGUAAUCUCUAGCAUACCGGUGCUGGGAACAUACCUUAUCGACGCCAGGGCAAACGGCAGGGGUGUGGCUUCGAAUAUAUUUGAAGUGAGGGAUGAUGACCUGUACUCGGUAGAUUUAAACAUUGUUCCAACGGUCGAGCCACUCCUUGAGCAUCAGGCGCUCAAUCUAACUAUAACAGUUGAAAAUUAUUUGGGAAAACCGGCCAAAGGAAAUGUAACCGUUAGACUCUACCACAGUAAUGAUGUGAUAGCGGUCCAAACAUGGCAUGUGAAUGGUAUCCGACAAGUCUAUCUACCUUUCAUGAAAAACGUGAACUUUAUGUAUUAUCAGGAAGAUCUGAUGCUGAAAGUCAACUUUACCGAGCAAUAUACAGGCCGUGUAACUACAAAAAAUAAGCAGUUAAUAGCAUACUAUUACAAGUACAAUGUGGAUAUAAAUAAUCUUAUAUACCAACCAGGUUCCCCAUUCAAGACAAUACUGAGAAUCACUCAUAACAAUGGUGAGAUUGCAAAAAAAGUUACUCUGUGUAUCAAACGCGUGAAUCAACGGAACUCUCGAGUAUAA